CGUUUUAAAUCGGAAAAACGAUCCUUGCAUCACCACGAUGGGCAGGGAAGACAGGGCCACCUGGAAGGCUAAUUACUUUGUAAGAAUCACCGAACUACUUGACGAGUAUCCCAAAUGUUUCUUGGUCGGCGUCGACAAUGUCGGCUCGAAACAAAUGCAAGAGAUCCGUCAGGGUAUGAGAGGGCAUGCGGAAAUUUUGAUGGGUAAGAACACGAUGAUUCGUAAGGCGAUUCGUGGGCAUAUGCACUCGAAUCCGGAUUUAGAGAAGUUACUUCCGCACAUCGUUGGCAACGUUGGUUUCGUUUUCACCAAAGAAGACCUGUGCGAAAUCCGAACCAAAUUGUUGGAGAACCGAAGAGGUGCUCCAGCAAAGGCUGGCGCAAUUGCGCCAUGUGACGUAAAGCUGCCACCGCAGAACACUGGAAUGGGUCCAGAGAAGACCUCUUUCUUCCAAGCGUUGCAAAUACCAACGAAAAUCUCCAGAGGUACCAUCGAAAUUCUCAACGAGGUGCAUCUGAUCAAAGAGGGCGAAAAAGUGGGUGCCUCUGAAGCGGCACUACUUAACAUGUUGAACAUUAUGCCAUUCUCGUACGGUUUGGUUGUGCAACACGUGAGUUUAUUCAUUCAGUUCUUAUUGGUUUAUGAUAAUGGUACGGUGUUCACACCGGAGGUGCUGGAUAUGACCGACGAAGAAAUCAGACAGAGAUUCUUGGUUGGUGUUCGAAAUGUGGCAGCAGUGUCGCUGGCAAUCGGACAUCCAAGCAUGGUUUCAGUACCGCAUUCGAUUGCUCGCGGUCUCAAGAAUAUGCUGGCCAUUGCCGUCGAGGCCGAUGUACCGUUGAAAGAGGCUGAAAAGAUCAAAGAAUAUUUGGCCGAUCCAUCGAAAUUCGCUGUAGCGGCUCCAGCUGCAAGUGCCGCAGCCCCGGCUGCAGCCUCUGAAGCAGCUCCGGCUAAGAAGGAAGAGGAGAAAGAGGAAGAAUCCGAGGAUGAAGACAUGGGUUUCGGUCUCUUUGACUGAUGUGAGGGGAGUGAUUCAUGAGGGUGUUGAGUGGAUGGGAUGAAUUGUUGUAAUGGUGUUUGUUGAAGAGGUGUUAGUCCUCAUUUGUUGUAGUUUUGUGUGAAGGCACUUCAAUGUUUAUUUGUUUAUUUGCGGCAAUACAAUCGGAAUAAUAAAAU
This is a messenger RNA of Anisakis simplex (herring worm), 1176 nucleotides long. The record is from the annotation of a GenBank genome assembly. NCBI's taxonomy places the organism in Eukaryota, Metazoa, Nematoda, Chromadorea, Rhabditida, Anisakidae.